AUGCAGUUAUUUAUCAACGAAGGGCAUUCUUUGGCCCAGAGAGCAGCAGCAAAGCAGCAUCACCUCACCCCGGAGCAGCAGCUUGGUGCUUUUGGAACCUGCUGCUCUGGGGGAAAGAAUGUAUUAAUAGUCUAUGCUCAUCAAGAGCCCAAGAGCCUGAAUGGAUCCUUGAAGGACAUCGCAGUGGUGAUACUAAGCAAAUAAGGCUUCCAGGUCACUGUGUCUGAUCUUUACCCAAUGGAGUUUGAUCUGAGAGCAAUGAGGAAAGAUAUCUCUGGUUCCCUGCACAACCCAGAAAGCUUCAAUUAUGGCUUACAGACAGGGCGUUUGGCCAGCAGUGUGGUAGAGGAGCAGAAGAAGGCGCAGGAGGCAGAUCUGGUGAUCUUCCAGGUUCAAUUCCAGAGGUGA
Messenger RNA from Tachyglossus aculeatus (Australian echidna), 408 nucleotides. It is a transcript of the gene NQO2, whose product is annotated as N-ribosyldihydronicotinamide:quinone reductase 2. The record is from RefSeq and is a predicted model, not a curated record. Gene Ontology annotation, molecular function: NAD(P)H dehydrogenase (quinone) activity. NCBI's taxonomy places the organism in Eukaryota, Metazoa, Chordata, Mammalia, Monotremata, Tachyglossidae. Gene Ontology annotation, cellular component: cytosol.